UCAGACCACUGACCGUAAAGAAUCCGGUUAAUUGAGACAGAAUCUUCACUUGACAACAUGCGUGUGUGUGUGAUCUUUUGUGCUGUGUGGGCAGCAUUGUUAAGGAGUGUUGACUUACAAGUCCGCCUUGUCGGACCAAGCCCAUGCGAAGGGCGUGUGGAGAUUUUCUACGCUCAAAAAUGGGGCACUAUUUGCUAUCACAUGUGGGAUAUGAUUGAGGCAGAGGUGGUGUGCCGGGAGCUGAACUGCGGAACAGCAACUGAAACAACUACAGAUGGGAAAUACGGGCCAGGUGGAGUCUAUAGCGGGCUGGACAGCUUCCAAUGCAAAGGGAAUGAGACUCAGCUCCUGCAAUGUGCCUAUCUAAUAGACCGACAUGAGCACUCCUUUCUGGCUGACUGUGGAGUCAAAUGUUCAGGAUUCAUGACCUGGGAGUGGUUUCUUAAAUAUAAGAUCAGAUCAGAUUCUGCCCUGGAAGGAGUAAACAUCACUGUGCUUCAGAAUGCAGUAGUCUCUGCCAUCUCUGGUCUGAGCAGACAGACUAUAUUGCAGGUGAAAUACUGGAAGAUGCGGAGCAAAUAACCAGAUAAAGGAUUACUGAGCAAUUGCACAAACUGG
Xenopus laevis (African clawed frog) is the source of this 618-nucleotide messenger RNA. Its product is annotated as scavenger receptor cysteine-rich domain-containing group B protein-like. The record is from RefSeq and is a predicted model, not a curated record. Lineage: Eukaryota; Metazoa; Chordata; Amphibia; Anura; Pipidae. The transcript has 4 exons. The coding region runs from base 58 to 582 and encodes 174 amino acids.